ACAAGUGGUAGGAAAGCCCGACUUCAUCGCAACAUCCCUCCCCCAAGACCCCACCAUCCAUACCCAUCAACCGCGACUGCUGGACAUCAGCUAGACACUCGUUCGAGCCAAAGAAACGCGUUUUCGACCACUGCGAUUGCCGCCCUCUUUCCACACGACUAUAGACUCGCCAAUUCCCUCUCCCCGACUCGUCCCCGACCACCCGAUCACGGCAGCCAGCGCCCAGCGACGUUCCCUAUCGUCCUUUCUAUAUCUUGGACGCCCUUCCCUUCGCCUCCAUCGUCUCUAUCGUCAGAUCUACUUCAAUCAGAGAAGGCACAGUUCAUACAUCUCUUUCACAGAUGCGGAAAUCUCUUUAGAAUUCGCAUUUCCUACGUCGGAAAGACGAUCCGAGCCUACACGAUAGAGAGCCUCUCGCCGAGGCUUCGCGGCAAGCAUGGCGCCCGUCGUGACGGCAAUCCCGCCACCGGUGCUGCCAGCCGCCUCUAAGAUCAAGCGACCCGUUCCUCCCGGGAUCCAGACGAACGGCGCUACUUCCAUGACCAAUGCGUCAUCUUCGCCGUCUAUGUCAACUAAGAAACAUCCCAAUUCGAUGAGCGCGACCGCCAGCGGCAACACGAACGCAACCACCCCCCAGUCGGCGCGACCACCAAAGGCGCAAAGAAAGCCUUCAACUCAAGUUGCCAACCAAACCUCCAAUACGAACAGCGGUACUGCAUCUCAGGAUGUAUUAAUGGGCGGAGUCGCAACGAUGUCGACCGCAGUAGAACGUCCUCCUUACGUCGUCACGGACGACUACAUUCUUAAGAAGUAUGCCGGAAACCCACCAUCACUCGUCGUCCAUCUUCAUGCCACGCAUUUCCGAUUCGAUCAGCAAGAUGGGACCUUUUCAUACAAGUCACCGAUGCGCAUCUUCCUCGAACACGUCCGAACUCGAACCGUUCCUCACGACCUUCUCGAGUAUUUUACCCAAGCUGGCGUUACCUUUUACGAGGGUUGUCUCAUUGUACGGGUACACGACCACAAAACCCCGGCACAAGUCAAGGACGUCCGACCCCCAGUUUCCAAAUCGACCACCGUCGUACCAUCGUCCAUUCAUAACCACAAUCCAUACAUCGUACCGUCUCCCUACGUCCCAUAUCCGAAGGACAACCUUGGCGAGGCGCCGGAGCCUGUCCCAGCAACAGGAGAGGAUGGCAAGGAGAAGGAGAAGUCGGGCGAGGACCAAGGCACGGACCCAGGCACAGAUAUCAAGCCUGCUCCGUCCCUCCCCGGCGAGGGGCAGAAAAGCCAAUCGCCUCCCCAGGCGAGGAUAUUCACCGUUGUUUUACAUCCAACACAGCAUAGCUUGCAGACCGACCUCAUUCUGAAAGCACUUACUCCGCGGACAGCCGCUGAUGACCGCACAAGUAUUGACGGCGGCGUGAUACCGCCGGCAACGCCCGUCUCCAUGGUACCGCCUACGCCCACGACUUCCAGCAUGCCACCUCCGUCCAAGAGACAAAAGCGAGAGCGCAUGGAGCUUGACGGAAGCAACAUCCGCGAUGCCGAAGCCCAGAUUUUGCUAGCCACCCACCCGACUCUCCAUCUCGCGCCCACCAAGGAUGCCCGCGGCACGAUCGCGCUCCUCGACACCCUCGCUCAUCCGAAACACAGCUAUCCGCCGCCCGAACCCAAGACGAGAAAAAGAACUGUGGCCGAAAUGGCGGCAGACGAGGCGCAAGCGGCAGAGCAGGAAAGAUACAUGCUCACGCUCGACGAACGACUCUCCUCGACAGCUAAUGGCACUCAGGGGGGUGCCAACGGGGCCGACGGCGAAGACCAGGCGGGUGGGUCUACGUUUGAGCCCAAUUUCGCGCGGUUCAAGGUCAUCGCCGACAUUAAGAGUGAAUACGAAGAGAAGAAAAAACAGGAGAGGGCAAGGCUUGCGGAGAACGAGAGGAAGCUCGCGCAACAGAGGCUACUGCAGCAGCAGCAGCAGCAGCAAGAACAGCAAGCGGCUGCAUUGGCUCAGCAGCGUCAACAAGCCGAACUCGAGAAGGCCAGGAGAGAGCAAGCGGCAGCUGAGAAACGCGAUCGCCAAGAGGCAGCCAGACAGGCAGCACUCGCUGCGCAGGCGAAUCCCCAACGCACCGGCCAAAACGCGGGCCUUGCCGGCCAGCGGGCGCACCCGCAACCUCCUCAUGGCGGGAUGCCCAGCGGCGGUGCGCCUGUCGGUGUCGGUGCAGGGGUGCCCGGCGGCGCUCCUUCUGGCGGCCUCCCUAACGGUAUUCCGGCACAAGCGCAGGCCAGGUUCGCGCAGGUGGCCCAACCCCAGGUGUCGUCGCCAGUCAUCCGACAGGGAACUCCGCACAGCAUGUCGUCACCGAUGCCUGGCGCGGUGGCCAUGCAGCAGUCCAAUUCGAGCAUGGCGGCCAGUCCGCCCCGGCCGCCAUCGGUGGCCCAGGGUCACCCUGGUGGCGGCAUGGGUGGCGUGCCCAUGACUGCCAAUAUGUCGGCUCGUGCUAGCCAGCAGAGUCAUCCGGCCGGUACGCCGCGGAUGCCGCACGGGACGCCCAAUAUGCAGGGGACGCCUGUCCCUGCGCGUGCCAUGGCGGCCACGCCCCGGAUGUCCCAGGCCAGCCCGCCUCCCAACAUGAUGACGACCAGCUCGCAGAUGGGCCAGGGCAUGAUGGUUGGCACGCCUAACAUGCAGCAGCAGCAGAUGCACGCGGAUCCGACGUUCCUGGCGCAGCAGAUCGCGCAGAGGCAACGGGCCAUCCAGCAAGCGCAGAUGCCGCACGCCAUGCAGAACAGCAUGAUGAACAGUAACUUCGGCAACGGACAGCCGAUGACGCCUCAGCAAAUGCAACACGAGAUGCAGCGGCGGGCUAUGUUUCUUCAGCAACAGCAACAGCAACAGCAACAGCAGCAGCAGCAGCAGCAGCAGCAGUUACCGCAACAUGGGCAGCAGCAGCAGCCCCAUCGUAACAUGAUGAACCCGCAGAUGGCACAGCGCUUCGCCCAGCAACUCCAAAACAUGCAAGCGGGAGGUCCGAUGGCAGGUGGACAGAUGUCGCCACAGAUGCAGGCGCAGCUACAGGCACAGCUACAGCAACAUAUGGGGAACCCCAUGCAGCGGCAGAUGAUGGGGACGCCUCAGUCCAUGAAUGCUCAGGCCAUGAAUAUGCAGGCGAUGUUGAUGCAGCAGCAGCAGCAGCAACAACAACAACAACAACAACAACAACAACACCAGCAGCAACAGCACCAGCACCAACAGCAACAGCAACACCAGCAGCAGCACCAACAGCAACAGCAACAGCAACAGCAGAACAUGAACACCUUCCAACAGCAUGUCCGGACUCAAACACAACUUCUCUACAACAAAGGCAUUCAAGACCUGGCGAACAAAUGGGGAGGUGCGGUCGAGAACAUCCCUGCGGAACAUCUGGAACAGUUUAAGAAGCAUUGCAUGAUCCAGGCCAGAAACAACGUGGCAAACGUCAUAGCCCAGCGGAGGGCGCACCAACAACAGCAACAGCAGGCGGCCAUACUGCAGCAGCAACAGCAACAGCAACAACAGCAGCAGCAGCAGCAACAGCAGAUGCAGGGCAUGGGCGGGAUGAUAGGCCCCGGUACCCACGGCAUGUAGGACGAUGACGAUGACGAUGACUCGGACUCGGACCUAAACCUAGACCCACGGAUGCUACAGCAACAGGCCGCCAUACAGCUGCAGCAGAUGCGGCAGCAAGUGCGGCAGCAACAGCUGCGGCGGCAACUGGUGCGGCAACGGAUGCGGCAGUUGCGGCAGCAGCAACAGGUGGAGGAGCAACUGCGGCGGCGACGGAGGCAACGGAUGCUGCUGCAGCAACGGCAGAUACUGGGCAGACGCGAGUUGACAGGCCCCG
Messenger RNA from Sodiomyces alkalinus F11, 3887 nucleotides. RefSeq lists its product as hypothetical. The coding region runs from base 437 to 3631 and encodes 1064 amino acids. The record is from RefSeq and is a predicted model, not a curated record. NCBI's taxonomy places the organism in Eukaryota, Fungi, Ascomycota, Sordariomycetes, Glomerellales, Plectosphaerellaceae. The transcript has 2 exons.